Molecule: messenger RNA, 588 nt
Organism: Purpureocillium lilacinum
Lineage: Eukaryota; Fungi; Ascomycota; Sordariomycetes; Hypocreales; Ophiocordycipitaceae
Source: RefSeq, a predicted model, not a curated record
AUGCGCUUGGUUUCUAUUGUCGUGGGCAUAGCCACGCUCGCGGGCGCCAUCACGCUCCCCCGAGACUACGUUGAGGGCACCUACAUGGUCACGCACGACGACGCGGGCAACGAGGUCCAUACUCGCGUUGGCGGUCCCAUCGCACCUCGGGAGCAGGACGGCGCCGCCGUUGAGGCUUCGCCGCAGGACAUGGCGAAGCAAGGCAACGACGGCUACUACGCCUUCUGCUUCUGCAGCCACAAGCUCAACACCGGGGAUGCUGACGCCGCCGUGGCGGACCUCAAGAGCCAGUUCCCCCAGGACAAGCACUACGACGGUGCCCCCAACUACUACUCGAUCCGCGGCUCGGUCGUGGCGUAUGCGUGCAAUGUUAAGGGAAAGAUCUUCGUUAAGAACGCGACACCCCUCCUCAUCGCGCAAAUGCUGGAAAAGGUGUCGAACCAGUGCGGGCGCUACGUGGGGGGUUGGGGCAUGUUCACGGAGGGGGCGCUCGAGGACCCCUGGCCGGCGCACUUUGGCUACAUGAACUACAAGCCAGGCCUCAACUUCUGUCGGGAGGGUACCAAUAUCCUGCAGUCAAAAUGCUGA